This is a messenger RNA of Juglans regia (Persian walnut), 3925 nucleotides long. RefSeq names its product topless-related protein 3-like. Gene Ontology annotation, molecular function: protein binding. Gene Ontology annotation, biological process: regulation of DNA-templated transcription. NCBI's taxonomy places the organism in Eukaryota, Viridiplantae, Streptophyta, Magnoliopsida, Fagales, Juglandaceae. The transcript is spliced from 25 exons. The record is from RefSeq and is a predicted model, not a curated record. Bases 338 to 3733 code for a protein of 1131 amino acids.
AACGCAUCGAAGAUAGCGUGACCGAGUCCCUUCUUCUUCCUUUUCCUUUUUUCUCUCCGUCUGUCUGGCUCCUCUUAUCCGCAGCCUCUGAAACCCUAGUACCCUCGUAAUUCCUGCUGUGGAAACCUUGGAACGAGCAUAAUUUUCGAAGACUCUGAGGUUGUUUGAGCAUUUGUGAUUUUGGAUUGGAACUGGAAGUGUUGUGAUUUGGGUUUGGUUUCGUGUGUCAUUUCUGUGGGAAUUUGGAGUCCUGUCUCGUGGGGAGCUUUUUGUGGUGGUUUGGGUUUUUGAGGUCUGGGAUUCUGGGUUUUGUUUCGUGGGGUUCUGAGUGGGUAGGAUGUCUUCUUUGAGCAGGGAGUUGGUGUUUCUUAUACUCCAAUUCCUUGAGGAGGAGAAGUUCAAGGAGGCUGUGCACAGACUUGAGAAAGAUUCUGGGUUUUUCUUCAACAUGAAGUACUUUGAGGAGAAAGUUCAGUCUGGUGAGUGGGAAGAAGUAGAAAAGUACUUAUCAGGAUUUACAAAAGUUGAUGAUAACAGAUACUCCAUGAAGAUAUUCUUUGAAAUCAGGAAGCAGAAGUAUCUUGAAGCACUUGAUCGGCAAGACAAAGCAAAGGCUGUUGAAAUAUUAGUGAAUGAUUUGAAAGUGUUCUCAACAUUCAAUGAAGAAUUGUACAAAGAAAUCACUCAGCUUUUAAUUCUUGGAAAUUUCAGGGAAAAUGAGCAGCUGUCCAAGUAUGGAGAUACCAAAACAGCUCGUAGCAUAAUGUUGAUUGAGCUCAAAAAACUCAUAGAAGCAAAUCCCCUCUUUCGUGAUAAGCUUGUUUUCCCCACUCUGAAGUCAUCAAGACUGCGGACUCUUAUUAACCAAAGUUUGAACUGGCAGCAUCAGCUAUGCAAGAACCCAAGGCCAAACCCGGAUAUUAAAACCUUAUUCACAGACCAUAAUUGUACACCUCCAAAUGGUCCUCUUGCACCAACACCUGUCAAUCUCCCAGUUGCAGCAGUUGCUAAGCCUGCUGCUUAUACCCCACUUGGAGCUCAUGGUCCCUUUCCACCGACAGCCGCAGCUGCAAAUGCUAAUGUUUUAGCAGGUUGGAUGGCCAAUGCCUCCGCUUCUUCAUCUGUCCAAGCAGCUGUUGUUACUGCAUCAUCCAUACCUGUUCCACAGAAUCAAGUUUCAAUCUUGAAACAUCCUAGAACACCUCCAGGAACACCUGGAAUGGUGGACUAUCAGAGUAAUGAUCAUGAACAAUUAAUGAAACGACUGCUUCCUGCUCAAUCUGUUGAAGAGGUCACAUAUCCAACCCAGCGACAGCAAGCUCAUUGGUCACUGGAGGAUCUGCCCAGAACAGUAGCCAUGACCAUUCACCAAGGAUCCACUGUCACAAGCAUGGAUUUUCAUCCUUCUCGUCACACAUUACUUCUUGUUGGUUCUAGUAAUGGUGAAAUUACUCUCUGGGAACUCAUGUUGCGUGAGAGGUUGGUUUCAAAGCCAUUCAAGAUAUGGGAUCCGCCAACCUGCUCAUUGGCAUUUCAGGCUUCCUUUGCCAAAGAUGCGUCAAUAUCUGUCAGCCGAGUUACAUGGAGUCCAGAUGAGAAAUUUGUGGGAGUUGCAUUUACCAGGCAUUUGAUUCACUUGUAUGCUUAUCCCGCAUCAAAAGAUCUUUGCCAAAAUAUAGAGAUUGAUGCCCAUGCUGGAGGUGUGAAUGACUUGGCUUUUGCUCUUCCAAAUAAACAACUAUGUCUUGUGUCCUGUGGGGAUGAUAAGCUGAUUAAGGUGUGGGAUUUGACAGGAAGAAAGCUAUUCAACUUUGAAGGUCAUGAGGCUCCAGUAUAUUCUGUCUGUCCUCAUCACAAGGAGAACAUUCAGUUUAUAUUUUCAACUGCUGUUGAUGGAAAAAUAAAGGCCUGGCUGUAUGAUCACGUGGGUUCUAGAGUUGACUAUGAUGCUCCUGGACACGGGUGUACUACAAUGCUUUAUAGUGCUGAUGGAAGCAGGCUGUUCUCUUGUGGCACAAGUAAAGAUGGGGAUUCUUAUCUAGUUGAAUGGAAUGAAAGUGAAGGAGCAAUAAAGCGAACUUAUAGUGGGUUUAAAAAGAAAUCAGUGGGUGUUGUGCAGUUUGACACAACACAGAACCACUUUUUGGCUGCUGGUGAAGAUAGCCAGAUUAAGUUUUGGGAUAUGGAUGAUACCACUGUUCUCACCAGCAUGGAUGCAGAGGGUGGACUUUCGAGUCUUCCUCGCUUGAGGUUCAAUAAAGAAGGGAAUCUCCUUGGAGUUACUACAGCAGACAAUGGAUUCAAGAUACUUGCAAAUGCUGUUGGUCUCAGAUAUUUUAGAGCAAUUGAGGCCCCGUCGUUUGAAGCAUUGAGGUCACCCAUUGAAUCUGCUGCAGCUAAGGUACCUGGUUCUUCUGUUGUCACAAAUGUAAAUUCAGUCAAUUGUAAAGUAGAAAUGAGCUCCCCUAUCAGGCCUUCUCCAAUUCUUAAUGGAGCUGAUCCCAUGAGUAGAAGCAUGGAGAAGCCAAGAAUUGUUGCGGAGGAUGUAACCGAUAGAAGUAAAACCUGGCAGUUGUCUGAAAUUAGUGAUGCUGUCCAGUGCCGAUUAGUUACCAUGCCCGACAGCAAUGAUUCUUCCAGCAAGGUUGUUCGACUUUUAUAUACAAAUUCUGGUGUUGGGGUUUUGGCACUUGGGUCUAAUGGUGUUCAGAAGCUGUGGAAGUGGACACGCAACGAGCAAAAUCCAAGUGGAAAGGCCACUGCCAGUGUCGUUCCACAGCAUUGGCAACCAAACAGUGGCCUUCUUAUGAGUAAUGAUGUCUCAGGUGUCAACCUUGAUGAAGCAGUUCCAUGCAUAGCCCUAUCAAAGAAUGACUCAUAUGUAAUGUCAGCCUGUGGUGGAAAGGUUUCAUUAUUUAACAUGAUGACAUUCAAGGUAAUGACCACAUUCAUGCCACCACCCCCUGCUUCUACCUUUCUAGCAUUUCACCCCCAGGAUAAUAACAUCAUAGCUAUUGGAAUGGAGGAUUCAACUAUCCAUAUAUAUAAUGUUAGAGUGGAUGAGGUCAAAUCAAAAUUGAAGGGUCACCAAAAGAGGAUUACUGGCUUAGCUUUUUCAACAAAUCUUAAUAUACUGGUUUCUUCAGGUGCUGAUGCUCAACUUUGUGUGUGGAGCAUUGACACGUGGGAAAGGAUGAAGUCCAUUACAAUCCAAAUACCUUCUGGAAAGGCACCUGCUGGCGACACCCGAGUGCAGUUCCACUCUGACCAAAUCCGCUUGCUAGUAGUCCAUGAGACACAGCUAGCUAUAUAUGAUGUAUCCAAGAUGGACCGCACUCGGCAGUGGGUCCCACAAGAUGCACUUCCUGCACCCAUUUCUUCUGCUGCAUACUCGUACAAUAGUCAACUGGUUUAUGCCACCUUUUGCGAUGGUAACAUUGGGGUUUAUGACGCUGAUAGCCUGAGACUAAGAUGUCGUAUAGCCCCAACAGUCUACUUAUCCCAGGCAGCUUUAAACGGCCAAUCUUCGUACCCCCUUGUUGUUGCUGCGCAUCCUCUGGAUUCCAACCAAUUUGCCAUUGGAUUGAGUGAUGGGUCUGUAAAGGUGAUAGAACCAAUUGAAUCAGAGGGGAAGUGGGGCACAACUCCACCUAUGGACAAUGGGGUACCCAAUGGUAGGACAGGAUCAUCAUCAACAACAAGCAACCACACACCUGAUCAGGCACAAAGAUGAGAUUCCUUGUAUUUUACUAGUUAAGUUCCUCCCAUCUGUAUCUUAUCAGCCUAGGUAUUUAGGUUUUUAUUCUCCCAUUUGUUCCUUGUCAAUGGGAAGCUUUGGACAUAAAAGUGUUAAUGGUUAGAUGUAUAUAUGUUUCUGAUAUACGUAAUUUGUUGUAGUCAACUCAUAAAAUGAAUUGCUCUUUGU